AUGCGCGAGGUAAACUUUAGCAUCCCGAAUGCCAACAAGGCGUCGGUGGGCAUCACCACGGCCCUCUACGACCGCCGCGCCCUCGACUGCACAUCGACCCUGCCGCUCAUCAACUCGCUCAACCACCUCGCCUACCUCACCACGUCGUCUGCGCGGAUACGAGACAUUCUCACCGUCGAUGGCGGUAUCGAGCGUUUGAUAUGCAUCCUCAAAGAGGGCCGGAGCAAGGACAUGAUGGACAUGUGGAAAUGGAAUCUCGCCUUCCAGUGCAUCUUCAACAUCGGCGUGCGAGGGUCUGAGAAUGUCAGGACACGCGUGGUCGAGGCCGACAUGGUGCCCGUCAUCGCCUCCAUCCUCGACAACUACAUCAAAGUCGUCGACAAGAUGCGGGCGAGAGCUGAAGCUGAGAUUCACAAGUCCUCACGCAUGGUCACGUCGAGCAGACACCACCACUCGUCGCGAACAGGUGAGAUUGCAUCCAGCUCUGGACACCGGACAGAUCGGUCACGCCGUGCUAUCCCGCCUCCUAUCGAAAUCCCUCAGCCCAUGGACGCACAGCUGGGUGACACGACCCCCAUCCCUUCCUUCUCUCUCAGCUCGCCCCCUGAACGAACAACGUUUGCUCGCGGCCGACCUGCUCAUCACCACCACCGGAGUCACGAAGGCCGGGCCCAGCUGUUUGGAACGGUUGGCAACAACACACGCAAUCUGGGCCAGCCAUUAGUCACUGCAUUGCCGUCCAUGGACGCAGCACCUGACGCCUUUGCACUACGGCCUGUACGAGACGCGGAUCGACUGCCUUCCAUGCUCCCCGCGCUGCAGGGGGAAAUCACUUCCCAGCCAGUAUCGCCUACCACGCCUAGCGCCCCACCCGCGCACCAGACGAGCCCAAGAGCGGGGCUGGGCCGCACCCGCCGCCGACCUUCGAUCCGACACCAGCUGUCUCAGUCUGGCGAGUCUGACCUUGAAGCACCUCAGGAUGACAUGACUGCAGAGGCUGCCACAGCGGCAGGUCCCGCUGUGAACGAGCCGAUUGUAGGCAUCCAGAACAAUGAGAUCAACAUGGCGGACAUUGUCGACAACGCUGAGAUGCUAGAUGGAGGUAACACACCGGUACCCAUCGCAGCACCCUCAGAAGGCACCGACGAGAACAAUGAGACAUUCAACAUCACCCACCGUCCGGCCUUGGACGGUAGUCUGAUCAACCCCACAAACACGCCGCCCAACAACCCCAUUACCGGCUUCUCUCCCCUGCCGCCCACUAUCAACGUUGUAAAUGCCAACCCCCCACCAGCGUGGUACCCGCGCUACGCACAAGAACGGAACGCAUCGGCUGGCGUACUCGCUGCCAUGCCCCGCGAUGAAGACGUUCUCAUGUCCCUACAACUGUUGGCCUACGUCUCAAAGUACUGCAACCUCCGAACCUACUUCCAAAAGUCGCAUCUGGUGCCCAAGCUCAAGAUUGGCACUGACCUACUUGAGGGCGAAGCUUCUACUCCCAAGGCAACUGAGGGCGAAGAGGAGGAAGAGCUGGAGGAAUACGAACUUCCCGACGAUUUCAACAUCUUCCCCCUUGUGGAGCAAUUCACAGUACGACACCACACAUCAGACAUGCAAUACUGGGCAAGCGUUGUUAUGCGCAAUCUCUGCCGGAAAGACGACUCCCGUGGCGGGAUCCGACAGUGCGCAUACUACCAGUGCGGACGGUGGGAAGACAAAGAAUGCCAGAAGAGCGCGUGGGUGUUCCACCGCCACUGGUGUGUAGCGGCGUCGUAG
Molecule: messenger RNA, 1776 nt
Organism: Pyrenophora tritici-repentis Pt-1C-BFP
Lineage: Eukaryota; Fungi; Ascomycota; Dothideomycetes; Pleosporales; Pleosporaceae
Source: RefSeq, a predicted model, not a curated record